Molecule: messenger RNA, 693 nt
Organism: Penicillium mononematosum
Lineage: Eukaryota; Fungi; Ascomycota; Eurotiomycetes; Eurotiales; Aspergillaceae
Product: aminoglycoside phosphotransferase family protein
Exons: 3
Coding region: 1-693 (230 amino acids)
Source: RefSeq, a predicted model, not a curated record
AUGUCUCUGCCAAAAGCUCCAGCCGGCCAAUCCCUGGCUGAUGGUCAAGAACGGAGUAAUGUGACCGCCAUUGAGGCUGAGACUCAGAAGAUAAUUCACGAGCAACUGCAAGGCCAAGUGCCUAUCCCUGAAGUCUUUGGCUGGAUCGAGGAUGGAGACCAGACAUUCAUUUACAUGUCAUUGAUUGAGGUUGGAACGUUAGAAAAGAGAUGGAGCGGUAUGGAUGAGAAUGAGAGACUAGCGGUGUGUGACGAGCUCAAGCAAAUUGUGAAGGCUUGGAGGUCCUUACCGCAGGGCGAGCAAAACAGUUAUAUCGGUAUUGGGAUCUCGCUGGGCCAUUUCAAGGUGCAAAUGCCAUUUCGCCAGUUCCAGGAUGCCUGCGGGAUUGAAAUCUACAGCGACGUGCCUAUUGUCUUUACCCACAAUGAUCUUGUCCCACCGAACAUUUUUCUGUCUCCUGGACUUAAUUCUAAGGUAGCAGCAAUUAUUGACUUUGGUCAGGCCGGAUGGUAUCCCGCAUAUUGGGAGUAUUGCAUGGCGCGAAGAGUGAGGAUCGACCCGCAACAUUUCGAUGAUGCUACUCAAGAGGAAUGGUGGACCAAAUAUUUGCCAAUGAUCCUAGAGCCAGUGGAUGACGAGGGAUUCUACCACUCUUGGCUUUGGUUUGUGUUAUCUAGGGGCAUCUACAUUUAA